AUGAGCAAAGUCAAGCCACCUCAGCCCCCACCCUUCUUCUCUUAUACCCCAAACGCCAUCGCCGAAGCUGCAGAUGCUUUGAUUGCUGCUUCUGCCAAAGUCUGGGACCAUGUCGCGACUAUUGCACCCAAUGAUGCAACUUUCGCCAACUCGAUCCAGCCUAUAAUCGACGAUGAGAACGCGCGUCUCGCACAAGGCCGCAUUCUGUAUUUCCUCUCGGGUGCAUCCGUCGACAAGGACGUCCGGGCCGCCUCCAAGCGGGCCGAUGUAGCGCUCAAGCAAGAUGUCAUCGAGCGCUGCACACGUGCCGACGUCUUCGCUGUUGUCGAAGCCGUCUCCCAGCGAUCCGAUGUUCUGGACCUUCCUGCCGAGUCGCAGGUAUACCUGCGCAAGCUCAAACAAGAGCUCGCUCGUAACGGUCUUGCGAUUGAAAAGGAUUCAGAUCGUGCGCGGCUCAAGGAAAUCAACCUGCGCCUCACGGAACUCUCGAGCCAGUUUCUUGGUAACAUCGAUGCCGAUGUCAGCGGGAUAUGGUUGACGAAAGAGGAACUCGACGGUCUGGCACCGGCCGUGCUGGAGCGCUUCAAGCAAGAUGAUGAAGGAAAAUACUUUGUCAACUUCAAGAGACCCAACAUGAAUGCAGUCCUGAGCGACGUGCACAAUGCAGGUGUCAGGAGGAAGUACUACAUUGCUUGGGACAACCGUUUGAAGGAGAAGAACAGCACGCUGCUACAUGAGAUCCUUCGCCUGAGGCGCGAGUCCGCACUGUUGUUGGGUUACAGGAACUUCGCCGAGUCUAGAGACCAGGAGCGAAUGCUGAGUGCGGACCGUGUUUCCGAGUUCCUAGACAGUCUUAAGCAGCCGUUCAGGCAGCUUGGACAAGAAGAACUCAACGAGCUGGCUGAGCUGAAGAAAACACACCUACAGACCCUCUCCGCCGAACAGAAGGAUGAGUCCUCCAUCGAUGCCAUCUUCCGUUGGGACUCCCAGUACUACAAGCGCCUGGCUAAGUUGGAGAAAGUGGCGAUCGACACGACCAAAGUGGCCGAAUAUUUCUCAUUCCAAUUAAUGCUACCCAAGUUACAGGAAGUAUACUCACUACUUCUUGGGCUCCGCUUUGUGACACUGUCACCCAAACACGAUGGUGUAGACACCUGGCAUGAAGAUGUUCAGGUCUUUGAGGUAUGGAAUAGUGAGAAUCUGGGUGGAGGGUUCCUGGGUUACUUGUACGUCGAUCCGUAUCCUCGAGACGGCAAGUACAGCCAUGUCGGUGUUUUUGGUGCACAGCUUGGGUACCUCAAACCAGAUGGUACACGGCAGUAUCCUUCAGCUAUUUUGAUGGCAAACUACCCACCUCCGACCCAGUCAAGGCCGAGUUUGAUGAAGUAUCAUGAUACCGUGAACCUGUUCCACGAGCUGGGCCAUGCUGUUCACAACUUGGUCGGUCGGUGCAUGUAUAGCCGCUUCCACGGUUCUCAAGUGACCCGCGAUUACACCGAGAUCCCAAGCCGCUUUUUCGAGCACUUCUUCUGGGAUCCGAAUAUGAUUCGCGCCGUCUCGUGCCACUACGAGAAUCCAGAGCUCAACAUCAAGCUGCCCGAAGAUAUGGUCCAGAAUACAAUCGCAACACGAUACGAUCACGCCGCAGCCGCAAAACUGAGCGACUUGGCAUUUGCCAUAUUUGACCAGGUUGUUCAUACUACAUGGGAGCCGACUGAAGACAACGAGCUUGAGCUUUCUGUCCUAUUCAACAAGAACCGCCAUGAGUACAGUUUGCUGCGAAGCGUCGAGGAUCUUGGGCAAGGCUACGCUGCCCUCCACGGCCAGACGCACUUCCGAGCCAUCCAGGGCGCUUAUGCUUCAAGCUACUACACAUACACCACGUAA
Molecule: messenger RNA, 1887 nt
Organism: Truncatella angustata
Lineage: Eukaryota; Fungi; Ascomycota; Sordariomycetes; Amphisphaeriales; Sporocadaceae
Exons: 2
Coding region: 1-1887 (628 amino acids)
Biological process (GO): peptide metabolic process; proteolysis
Cellular component (GO): mitochondrial intermembrane space
Molecular function (GO): metalloendopeptidase activity
Source: RefSeq, a predicted model, not a curated record